This is a messenger RNA of Staurois parvus, 417 nucleotides long. The record is from the annotation of a GenBank genome assembly. Lineage: Eukaryota; Metazoa; Chordata; Amphibia; Anura; Ranidae.
CUAUUCCUCCCACUGACACCAAUGACACCCAAUGAUGGUGUGCUAUUCCUCCCACUGACACCAAUGAUGGGGUGCUAUUCCUCCCACUGCACCAAUGAUGGGACACUAUUCCUCCCACUGACACCAAUGAUGGACACUAUUCCUCCCACUGACACGAAUGAUGGGGCACUAUUCCUCCCACUGACACCAAUGAUGGGGCACUAUUCCUCCCACUGACUAAUGAUGGGGCACUAUUCCUCCCACUGACUAAUGAUGGGGCACUAUUCCUCCCACUGACUAAUGAUGGGGCACUAUUUCUUACACACUGGCACUAAUGAUGGGGCACCAUCAUUGGUGUCAGUGGGAGGAAUAGUGUCCCAUCAUUGGUAUCAGUGGGAGGAAUAUGGGAGCAGUACUGCCUCAUCAUUGGUAUCAGUG